UAAACGUUGUAAUUCUAAGAAUAAACCCCUCUCUGGUGGUGUCGUCUUCAGGGAGAAACCAUCUUGCAAGAGACGGUUUGUUCAAUCAGGCUCAGGAGACGGGGUUGGCGCGGUGGUCAAGGGAGUCUAGUACAUGUUUCAUACGCGCAAUAACUCAACCCGAAAAUUCUCUAAGUUGUUGUAGACACUGUUAAACAUAUACUUCACGUCAGAUUGGAUUUCGGAAAGAAAUGUUUAGUCGUGAAGGUGAACAGAGUGUGUCGCGCACCCCUCUGUAGCCCUGAAUGGUAGAGUCAGCAAUGGAAGCUGCGCUGCAGGACUAAAGCUGUCCGUUCUGCUUUAGCGUCUUAUCAAUGCUCUGCCCGGCGUGAGGAUGAGUGAGCUGAAGGACUGCCCUCCGCUGCAGUACUAUGACUUCAAGCCGGUGGAGCAUGCCAAGGUGUGUCCGCGGUACACGGCGGUGCUGGGCCGCUCCGAUGAUGAUGGGAUCGGGAUCGAGGAGCUGGACACCCUGCAGCUGGAGCUGGAGACACUGCUGUCCCCCGCCAGCCGCAGGCUGAGGGCCCUGGAGGAGCAGAGACAGAUCCUGACGGACUGGCAGGACAAGAAGGGGGACAAGCGCUUCUUGAAGAUGGGGAAGGAGGCAGACCUGUCGGCCGCACCCCGACACUCCAAGCCCAAGAAACAGAAGCUGGAGGGAAAAGGGGGCCACGGGCCUGGACCUGGCCCGGGUCGGCCCAAAUCGAAAAACCUGCAACCCAAGAUCCAGGAGUACGAGUUCAGCGAGGACCCCCAGGACACCCCGCGCAUCCCCAAGAACGAUGCCCCCAACAGGUUCUGGGCGUCUGUGGAGCCAUACUGCGCCGACAUCACCAGCGAGGAGAUCAGGGUGCUGGAGGACCUGCUGAAGGCCCCCGAGGACGAGCCCGAGUACUACAAGGUCCCUGCUCUGGGGAAGCACUAUUCCCAGCGCUGGGCCCAGGAGGACCUGCUGGAGGAGCAGCGCGACGGGGCCAGAGCCAACGACAAGAAGAAGGGCAUCAUGGGACCGCUGUCCGAACUGGACGCCAAGGAUGUGGACGCCCUCCAGAAGAAGUUUGAGUCUCAGCAUGAUCCCCCUGAGGACGGUUGCCCCUUUGGGCCCCUGACACAGCGCCUCCUGCAGGCCUUGGUGGAGGAGAAUAUCAUCUCCCCAAUGGAAGACUCCCCCAUUCCUGAGGUCCCCAGUAAGGAUGGAGGUGGCGAUGGGGCCAGUACCUCCCCCCGCAGCCAGGGCAAGGCCUUCAGUGUGCCUCACACCCGUUCCCUGGAGGUGCGGAUCAAGGAGGAGCUGGUGGCGCAGGGGCUGCUGGACUCGGAGGAGCGUCCCGGGACGGACUGUGAGGACGAGGUCCUGGCCGAGCUCCACAAGAGGCAGGCCGAGCUGAAGGCCCUGAGCGCCCACAACCGAGCCAAGAAGCAGGAGCUGCUGAGGCUGGCGCGGGAGGAGACCCGGAGGCAGGAGCUGCGCCAGCGCGUGCGCGUCUCCGACAACGAGGUGAUGGAGGCCUUCCGCCGGAUCAUGGCCGCUCGGCAGAAGAAGCGCACGCCCACCAAGAAGGAGAAGGAGCAGGCCUGGAGGGCGCUGAGGGAGCGGGAGAGCAUCCUGCGGCUGCUGGACUGACCGCGGCCGGCCGGCGGGCGGGGGUCAGCGCCGCCCGGCCGCCCCCGCGGACACGCCUCCCAGGGGCCUCCGCCGGUGUUGCUCCAGUGUGACCCUCCCCGAGCACGGGCAGACACCCCUGGGGCCACCCGCGACCCGAGCCCCAGUGGCACUGCAGGGCCGACGGGGGGAGAUGCCCCAGCCCACCAGGGGGCGCUCACUCUCGGACCCUCGCUCUGCACCGGGCCUGGAGCAGCAGGGCUUCGGCAUUCUGACCAUUGCUUGCCAGGAGGAUCGUGUUCUGGGACCUGGGCCAGGCAAGACCCACAGAUCAUGUUGUUCUUGAAUCUUGAAACACUGAGGUCAGAGCAGCACCGGGUGGGUUCUGACCCGGUACACUGGCUCAGCCCGGCCCGCUCCACUGGCACUUCCUCUCCUCUCCCCGUGUGAGUUGGCGUUUGUCACCUGUUGUUUUGUUUGUUUAUCUUCUGUAUAUGUUUUUAUGUUGAAACACAUCACAUCGAAAGACUUUUGAAUAUAAUUAAAAUAAUCCAGACCGGA
Lepisosteus oculatus (spotted gar) is the source of this 2203-nucleotide messenger RNA. RefSeq names its product transcriptional adaptor 3 (NGG1 homolog, yeast)-like (gene tada3l). The record is from RefSeq and is a predicted model, not a curated record. NCBI's taxonomy places the organism in Eukaryota, Metazoa, Chordata, Actinopteri, Semionotiformes, Lepisosteidae. Gene Ontology annotation, biological process: regulation of transcription by RNA polymerase II. Gene Ontology annotation, cellular component: SAGA complex. Gene Ontology annotation, molecular function: transcription coactivator activity.